AUGGCUCGGAAAUCACAAACCAUAGCCUUGCUCAUCUUCUUCGUUGCUGUAGCACUAAGCAAAACCUCUUAUGCCACUGUCAUUUCCACCUACUGGGGUCAAAAUCUUUAUGAGGGAACCCUGAAGGAAGCAUGUGACUCCGGAAUAUAUGGUAUCAUAAACUUAGCUUUCCUUAACGUUUUUGGUGGCGGCCAAACUCCGUCUAUGAACCUUGCCGGUCACUGCGACCCACCAAGCGGCAACUGCGUCAUAUUCGGGGAACAAAUAACAUAUUGCCAGGGACUAGGAAUUAAGAUAUUGCUUUCACUUGGCGGUGCAGCUGGUAAUUACUAUCUAAGUUCUCGAGAUGAUGCCCAAAGUGUAGCAGAUUAUUUAUGGACCACAUUUUUGGGAGGAAGAACAUCUGCUGGUCCAUUAGGAGAUGCCACGUUGGAUGGUAUUGAUUUUGAUAUAGAAGGGAUUUCGAAUUUGCACUACGAUGAUCUUGCCCGCUUCCUUAAAGAGAAAAGCGAAAGCGUCCACUUAUCUGCAGCUCCUCAAUGUCCAUUCCCUGAUUAUUAUAUGGGGACUGCCAUUGAGACCGGCCUUUUUGACUCUGUUUGGACUCAAUUUUAUAAUAAUCCCCCAUGCCAGUACCAUGAUGGUGUCACCACCGACCUUAUAAACUCAUGGAAUCAGUGGACUACCUCGAUAAACGCGACGAGGUUAUUUUUGGGGUUACCGGCGGCCGUGAAUGCUGCUCCUUCUGGAGGGUAUAUUCCAGUGGACACUCUAAUUUCUGAUGUUCUUCCGGUGAUAGCAGACACAGACAAAUAUGGAGGCGUAAUGCUUUGGAGUCGAUAUUAUGAUGUGCAAACUGGGUAUGGUGCUUCUAUCAUAUCUUCUACCCUCGGGGAUGGCUUUGUGUCCUCUUCUUAA
Messenger RNA from Theobroma umbraticum, 918 nucleotides. RefSeq names its product acidic endochitinase-like. The record is from RefSeq and is a predicted model, not a curated record. Lineage: Eukaryota; Viridiplantae; Streptophyta; Magnoliopsida; Malvales; Malvaceae. Gene Ontology annotation, molecular function: chitinase activity. Gene Ontology annotation, biological process: carbohydrate metabolic process. Gene Ontology annotation, cellular component: extracellular region.